CGUGGAGGAGGGUGACGAGCCGUAACGCACGGGCCCAACAAAGGAAGCAAAUAUUAAAACUUAAAUUUUACUUCCUCUACGGAAUCUUAUAAACAAACAGGCCAACAAACAACAGAGUGAUUUUUGCCAACCGCGUGUGCUCCGCGUGAUGAGCGUGAGUUUGCAAUAUUCGUACCCCUCAAAGCGCGAGACCAUGGAAAGUUUGGAGAGGCAGCUGAUAUGCCCCAUCUGCCUCGAAAUUUUCACCAAACCGGUGGUAAUCUUACCCUGCCAGCACAACCUCUGCCGCAAAUGUGCCAACGACAUCUUUCAGGCCUCAAACCCUUACUUGACCACAAGGGGAGGCUCUUCAGUGGGCUCUGGCGGCCGGUUCCGCUGCCCAUCUUGUAGACAUGAAGUGGUCCUGGACAGGCAUGGUGUGUAUGGCCUGCAGAGGAACCUGCUGGUAGAGAACAUCAUAGAUAUGUACAAACAAGAAACCAGCAGCAGCAGUAAGCCAGAGCCAGAUCUGAAGAAUGACGUGUUGAUGUGUGAGGAGCAUCAGGAUGAGAAGAUUAAUAUUUACUGUGUGACCUGCUCUGUUCCUACUUGUUCGUUAUGUAAAGUGUUUGGGAGUCAUCAGACCUGUGAAGUUGCUCCGCUCAAAUCUGUUUUCGAGACACAGAAAGCAGAGUUAUCUGAUAGUGUUGCUUUGAUGGUUGGAAACAAUGAAAGAAUUCAGGGUGUCAUCAGCCAGCUGGAGGAGAGCUGUAGAGCCGUGGAGGAAAAUGGCCGUAGACAGAAGUCUCGUGUAUGCGAGUGGUUUGAUCGCCUGUAUGCUGUGGUGGAGGAGCGCAGAGGAGAACUCACACUGAAGAUCACCGCAGAACAACAGGAGAAACUUAAUUACAUCAAUGGCCUACAGUGCAAGUACAAAGAACAUCUGGAUAACACAGCCAAACUGGUGGAGACAGGAAUUCAGACUAUGGAGGAGUCUGAGAUGGCCACCUUUUUGCAGAAUGCAAAGCCACUCCUGCAAAAGAUAGCAGAAGGCAGAAUUGUGUCUCAUUUAGAGAAGGUGGAGCGUGGAUAUGAGAAUAUGGAUCAUUUUACUGCAAACUUCCAGCAUGAAAGAAGAGCAAUACUCAGCAUAGACUUUAUCAGGGAUGGUGAUGACAAUGAAGAUGAUGAUGAAGAAGAAUUACCAGGUGAUACUGUUAGUCCUGAGACUCAACCAUCUUCAGCGUUGACGCCGACCCCUGCUCAGCAGAGACAAAAUCCUGUGCCAAACGCUCUACCAAUGGCAACGGACUCCUCCCAGAUGUCAUCACAACCAAACCAAUCAAUAAAUAUCAUACCAGCAGAGAACAUGCCCUCUGCCACACCUGCUCCAGACUCCAGUCAUAACCCUUCAACAGAUGUGUCUGCUCAGGUACCUGACAGUCCCAACCAGAUGUCUGAGGAUGGACGACGCCACGUUUUCUCUUUUUCCUGGUUAAAUACGCCAAAGUAACAUGUUCGAACAUCGUAUUAAUUUGGGCAGCCUGCAACAUAUACAUAAAAUCAAAGUGACCGUGUAGAAGCCAGUGUGCGCACAUGUACGCUGCAUUACGUUCUAGAAAGCCUCUUCUACUUACAGACUAAUAUUUUAUGACUUUCAAUUAUAUUUUAUGGCAAUCAUAAAUAUGCAUUUAUUAGCUUAGGCAAUUUUUGAAAAGGUAAAAAUCAUGACCGUUGAAUGUAAACUGAUUAUAACCUUGCUAAAGUUGGUGACUGAAAAUACAAAAUAAAGG
Xyrauchen texanus (razorback sucker) is the source of this 1772-nucleotide messenger RNA. RefSeq names its product tripartite motif containing 55a (gene trim55a). The transcript is spliced from 10 exons. NCBI's taxonomy places the organism in Eukaryota, Metazoa, Chordata, Actinopteri, Cypriniformes, Catostomidae. Gene Ontology annotation, molecular function: zinc ion binding. The record is from RefSeq and is a predicted model, not a curated record. The coding region runs from base 149 to 1492 and encodes 447 amino acids.